AUGGAGGAGACUAGAGCAAAUACCAAAAACACCAAUGCUUCUAUUAGGAACUUGGAGAAUCAAAUUGGCCAACUGGCUAAGCAAUUUGCAGAAAGAGCUCCAGGUACCUUCCCUAGCAAUACAGUUACCAACCCCAAGGAAGAUUGUAUGGAUGUCACAACUAGAAGUGGUAAGGUGGUAGCAGCUCCAGAAAAGCCAAGCACAAAUGUAGAAGCUGAUGAGAAGCUUAAGGAGGUCAAUGAGACAGAAAAAGAAGUGAUAAUUCCUUCUGAUGUUGAGAAAACUGUUCAGAAAGGUGAAGAAGAAGAGCCACCUAUAGUUGCUGAAAGGAAGAAAUUUGAGUUGAAUCCGGAAUAUGUGAGAGCCAUGGCACCUUAUUUAGAACGAUUCAAGAAGCAUGCUCAAAAGCAGCAAUAUGCAAGAUUUCUUGAUAUCUUCAAGAAGUUGCAUGAAUGCCAGACAGUCACACUCACUGAGGAGUGUAGUGCCAUCAUACAGAAGAAGUUUCCACCCAAACUCAAUGAUCCAGGUAGCUUCAAUAUUCGCAUUGCUAUUGGUAAUACUGAUGUUGGCAGGGCAUUGUGUGAUCUUGGGGCAAGCAUUAACCUGAUGUCGUUAUCUGUUUGCAAAUCUUUGGGAAUUACUGAAUUAAAACCCACUAUGGUUUCACUUCAACUCGCUGAUAGAUCUUUGAGGAGACCGAGUGGAAUUAUUGAAGAUGUUCUUGUUAAAGUGGACAAGUUCAUCUUCCCAGCAGAUUUUGUAGUGUUAGACAUGGAAGAGGGUACUGAAAUGCCCCUAUUAUUGGGAAGGCCCUUCUUGGCUACUGCUCGAGCCAUGAUUGAUGUUGAGAAUGGCAGGCUAGAGUUGAGGAUGAAUGAUGAGACCAUCACCAUCAACAUCUUUGACUCCAUGAAACAAUCUUCUGAUAAAGGUGAUUGUUUUCGUCUUGAUAUUCUAGAGCAAGUAGUGGAAGAAGAGGUAUUUUCCAGUCAACAAUCUGAGGAAGAACUUGAAAUGCAUGAAUUAGUUCCUUUGAAGGAAGAAAAGGUUGAGUUAUUUGAAGUCCUUGAAACGAAAGAUUUUGACAAGGAAGAUGGUACACCAAAGGUAGAGUUGAAGGAGCUUCUAGAAACUCUCAAGUAUAUCUUCUUGGGUGAGAAUGAGACUUACCCUGUUAUCAUCAACAAGGGAUUGUCUUCUGAACAACAGAUGAAACUGGUUGAGGUGUUGAAAGAACCAUCAGACUGCUAUAGGAUGGUCAAUUUCUGA
Molecule: messenger RNA, 1272 nt
Organism: Gastrolobium bilobum
Lineage: Eukaryota; Viridiplantae; Streptophyta; Magnoliopsida; Fabales; Fabaceae
Exons: 2
Coding region: 1-1272 (423 amino acids)
Source: RefSeq, a predicted model, not a curated record